Jatropha curcas is the source of this 2378-nucleotide messenger RNA. RefSeq lists its product as uncharacterized. Lineage: Eukaryota; Viridiplantae; Streptophyta; Magnoliopsida; Malpighiales; Euphorbiaceae. Gene Ontology annotation, biological process: alternative mRNA splicing, via spliceosome. Gene Ontology annotation, molecular function: protein binding; RNA binding. Gene Ontology annotation, cellular component: nucleus. The record is from RefSeq and is a predicted model, not a curated record.
UCUUCUCUCUGUCGCCACGUACGGCUUAAUAGUUUACACUGCGUGCGUUGAACUAUAAAAAUUCUCGAUUCAUUUAGCGCUUCUUCUAAUUGUGUUGCUUAAAAUAGAGGUAACUCUCAUUAUCAAUGGCUUCCGCGAAACGCGAGCUCCAACCUCAAGGCGAAUCUGAACCUGAGCAGCCUGAGUCCAAAAAGGCAAGGUCUUACCGGAAACGCGUGGUUCUCAACCCUGCUGAUUGCAAUUUAGAUUUCAAUAUUGAAAACGAUGGUGUCAAGGGCUUUGCACUUCACGAAGGAGGGUUUGCUUAUUGUUGGUCUGGUGCUCGUGCAAAUGUUGGAAUUACUGCAGGGAAGUACUGUUUUGGUUGCAAAGUUAUCGCUGCGCAGACAGUUAAUAUGGAAGACACACCCCCAGAUCAGCAGCAUGUCUGUCGAAUUGGAAUUUCAAGAGGAGAUGAUGCAGUAGGAAAUCUUGGCGAGACCUCGCACAGCUUUGGUUUUGGGGGAACUGGAAAAUUCUCUACUGCUGGAAAAUUUUCAGAUUAUGGUGAAAAUUUUGGAGUUGGAGAUAUAAUUGUGUGUGCUGUAGAUCUUGAAAGUAGACCACUAGCUUCUAUAGGAUUCUCCAAGAAUGGAAAAUGGUUAGGCAUUGCAAGGGAAUUUAAUGCUGGUCCAACAGGUCUUGGAGUGGUGGAUUCUCCUACAAAACAGCUGCAAUGGGAAUCAGCACUAUUUGCUCAUGUUUUAUUGAAAAAUGUAGAGGUUCAAUUGCAGUUCAGUGCUGAAGAUGGACUCGUUCCUGAAGAAGGAUAUCAACCCUGGGCUUCAGCUAUUGAAGAUGGAAAUGCAAUAAUGGGACCUGUUUUCCCUGACAUAAAGGACUGUGAGGUAAUGAUGAUGGUGGGGUUACCUGCUUCAGGUAAGACUACAUGGGCUGAGAAAUGGGUGAAAGAACAUCCUGAAAGGCGAUAUGUUUUGCUUGGAACAAACUUGGUUCUGGAUCAAAUGAAGGUUCCUGGACUAUUGCGGAAAAAAAACUAUGGUGAACGUUUUGAUCGCUUGAUUAGUCAAGCAAAUGAAAUAUUCGAUAUCCUACUAACCAGGGCAGCUAGGACUCCCCGCAAUUAUGUUAUCGAUCAGACUAAUGUUUUCAAGAGUGCACGCAAACGUAAAUUGAGACCAUUUGCAAAUUUUCAUAAGAUUGCGGUUGUGGUAUUUCCGAAACCAGAGGAGCUGAAGUUUCGUGCAAAGAGAAGAUUUGAAGAAAUGGGAAAGGAAGUUCCGGCUGAUGCUGUGAAUAAUAUGUUAGCUAAUUAUGUUCUGCCCACGAGCAAGGAUAUGCUUGGUUCAGAUGAGUUUUUUGACCAGGUUAUAUUUACCGAACUUGGUAGAGAAGAGUCGCAGGAAUACUUGGAGGAUAUGAAACUUACUUUAAAAACCAACUUUACACCUCAUAUUUGGGAAAGUUCUGUUACUUCAUCUACUGGACCUUCAGGGCAAAAUGAAGGAGCUUUAUCAGUGAGUGGUGGACAAUGGGAGAGUUCUUAUCCACCUCAUCCUCCAUUGGUUCCAACUCCGCGUCCAGUUAAUAAUGGGUAUCAAGUUGCCAACCAAGUAAAUCAAGGACAAGCUUCUUCGUCUGGAACAUAUCAAAUUUAUCAAUAUCCCUCUGUAGUUAGAGCACCUGUUCCUUACAGUACUUACGAAAAUUAUGUUCCACAACAUAAUAGCGGGUAUUCUGGAGGUUAUGGUGCUAUUCCUGGAGGUAGACCUGACACUUACCACCAGAGCUAUGGGGCUGUUGACGCCUAUAGGUGUAACCUAAUUGAAGCUAACCCUGGUGAAAAUUUGUUGUCAUCUUCAUUUGCAUGUAACACCGCUGGAGGUCAUCAAGCUAGGCCGCAGGCUACAAGAGCGCCUACAUAUCCUUCCUAUGGUUCAAGUCAUGGAAGACCUUGGUCCUUGUCUCCAUCUUCAACUCCAUCAAGGCCUCAAUAUGGAAACUACCCUGGAAGGUACUACUAAUUGUUUACGGGUUUUUGUUCAGAGUUUCAGGAGAUAGAGAAUCUCUCGAAAUUGAAGCAAAAAGCCUGAGGACAAGUUGCAUCUCACGUGGAACUGCUUAGUUUUUGUAAGAGCUGAACCACUGGAUUCUGUAAAUAUAACUCGAGUAUAAUCCGAAAUAUCUUGUAAUAUAAAAAGGAGACUAUGCCCUUGCUGAGCUUAUUUAGAUUAUUUUGAACUUGAUAAAAAUCUAGGAUAGAUAAUGAUGUCAUUUUCAGCUACCAUGACUGGGAUCCAGUCACUGAGCACAGAGUCUCUCUUAGUUGGCUGCAAGUUUUUGAAUUCCGAAGAAAAAUGACCAAAUUUGAGGAGUCA